AUGACAAGUUUUCUGAACAAUGCGACUUCCUCCUUAUUCAGCCUUCCACUCACUAUUUACAUCCUGGUGUCCAUAGCCGCCAUUCCACCCAUUUUAUGGUUAUACAACUUCGCUACAAAACAACGACCUCUUCCAGGAAUCCCUAUCGUUGCUCUAGAUGGCCUGACGCCCCAGGAAAGCUGGUAUACCAAGCCACGAGAGUUACUCAGUCAAGGCAGGAAACUGUACCCCGAUCGGCCUUUUCAGGUUCUGAGCUAUAGUACCCCAAAGCUUGUCCUCCCGCAACGAUAUCUUGAAGAGGUCCGCGACUCCCCGCUUGCAGCCUUCGUCCCUUAUAUUGCGAACGACAUGCCUUGUGGACUUUCCGGGUUUGAUGGUUUUACGGCAAUCCGUGAUCACCAAUCGCUCAUUCCAGACGUCCUUCGUGUUAAACUUACCCAGUCCCUAGGGCUUAUCACUGAGAGCCUGGCGGAAGAAGUACUCCUAGUCACUGAGGACCUUUUUGGCAAAAUUGCCGCGGGGAAGUGGCACAAUGUUACAUUGCUGCCUGAAGCAACGAAGCUAAUUGGUCGCUUAACUGCUCGCACGAUGCUCGGCGAAGAAAUGGCCCAUAACCCUGAAUAUGUCGAUCUUACGCUAAAAUACACUAGCGUUGCUGUUCCAGCAGCUAUGCAGCUUCGUGGUUGGCCUCAUUUCCUGCGGCCAAUCGUACAGUACUUUAAUCCAAUGUGCAAGAAGACUAGAUACCAAGCUCGAAGAGCACGUCAAUUGGUUACCAAGGAGGUUGAACGUCGAGGAAAGUCCGCAAGAGCUGCUAUUGCAGCUGGCCACAAAGUCCCCAGGACCCAUGACUCAAUAGCGUGGCUCCUCGAUCAAAAUAAGAACGAAAAUAAGCUUGAUCUUGUUGGCUUCCAAUUAGCUAUAUCCAUGGUUGCUAUCCACAACACGGGCGGCCACCUGUUUACAGCUCUCUGGUAUAUUAUCACGUAUCCUAAAUACAUCCAACUUCUCCGAGAAGAAGCAAUCACAGUGCUUAAGGAGUAUGGCUGGACAAGGCAAGCCUUGGCUCGUCUCACAUUACAGGAUGCUGUGCAUAAAGAGUGCUUAAGAAUCCUCCGGAGCAACAUUUCGACUGUACGCCGACAAGUCGUCAAAGGAGAGUUGAAGUUCUCAGAUGGCUUUACUAUUCCAAAAGGUCGGAGCUUCAUCGUUAUCCCUCCCGCUGAUUACAAAGGUGAGGAUGAGGAGUUCUAUCCAGAGCGCUGGGUCGAGAAGCGAGCAGGAGAAGGACAAGCGAACAAAUAUUCCUUGGUCACUGCCAAUAUCGAAAAUCAGGAGUUCGGAAUCGGCAAGCAUGCUUGUCCAGGCCGAUGGUUUGCCAACGAUGAAAUGAAAAUCGCGCUCUGUAUCCUCUUGCUGCGCUACGACUGGAAGGCUCCACCCGACAUGCCAAAGCCACUUUUUACUGCGUGCGAGGACCUGCCUUCGAUGCACAGCACGCUCCAAGUCCAAAUGACCCCUCGAGAGCCAGAAAUUGACCUUGCAUGCCCGAAGAUUUGA
Molecule: messenger RNA, 1560 nt
Organism: Exserohilum turcica Et28A
Lineage: Eukaryota; Fungi; Ascomycota; Dothideomycetes; Pleosporales; Pleosporaceae
Exons: 3
Coding region: 1-1560 (519 amino acids)
Molecular function (GO): monooxygenase activity; iron ion binding; oxidoreductase activity, acting on paired donors, with incorporation or reduction of molecular oxygen
Source: RefSeq, a predicted model, not a curated record